Molecule: messenger RNA, 248 nt
Organism: Strongylus vulgaris
Lineage: Eukaryota; Metazoa; Nematoda; Chromadorea; Rhabditida; Strongylidae
Source: the annotation of a GenBank genome assembly
AUGGCUGCUUCUGAUGCCAUUGAUGUCAAAGUAGUUGUUGUUGGAGAUUCUUCAGUUGGAAAAUCAGCGAUUCUCAAGCGUUUUUUCGAUGAUAAAUUUGAGGAUUCGUUAACAUUUACUAUAGGAAUCGAUUUUCGACAUAUCAUCCAACGGUUAGAGGAUGGAACUGUGAGUUUGAGGGUUACCUUGGUUUUUGUACAGGAUUUCAACUUAUUAUGUCUUAGUACAGAUUCUUUUAAAAGAUAAGG